Molecule: messenger RNA, 3549 nt
Organism: Rotaria sordida
Lineage: Eukaryota; Metazoa; Rotifera; Eurotatoria; Philodinida; Philodinidae
Source: the annotation of a GenBank genome assembly
AUGGGUGUAAUUUUAUCAUCAACCUUAGCAACGUCAAUGCCUUUAUUUCGAGAAAAAAUUAUGAACAUGGUUUAUUGGUUAUUCAUUAUUGGUGCUGUCGAAUUUUUGGCUGGCUUGCUUGAAGGUUUUAUCUGGAACAUUAGUGCGAAACGGCAGACACUUCGUAUGCGUGUUUCUCUCUUUCGAUCAAUACUUCAACGUAGCAUUCCUUAUAUGGAUGCCAAAUCGGCUAGUCAACUCAAUGCUAAACUGUUUGAUAACAUUGAAAAGAUUGAAAAAGGCAUUGGUUUUGAAUUCUUAAUACUGAUGUCAACAUUACCGUGCAUAAUUGGUUGUUUAAUAGUAUCUUUCAUUGUCAACUGGCAGUUGACUUUGAUUAUGCUAUGUUUGAUACCUUUGGUCAUUGGUAGCUCAUUUAUGUUUUCUCAGCUCACCGCUAAAGAAGCAAUGAAUGAGUUAAUGAUAUAUUCGAAAGCAGGACAAAUCGUACAAGAAGUGUUUAGUUCAUUACGAACUAUUCUUUCCCUCAAUGGUAAUAAGUUUGAGCAAAAACGAUAUGACAGAGAAUUGUAUCCAACUCGUUGGAGUAGUAUACGCAAAGGUGCAGUUUUUGGGAUUUAUACUGGAUGGUUAUCUCUGAUGACCUAUCUAGUUUAUUCAGUUGGUUUUAUCUUUGGUUCUCUUCUUAUGUCACACAAAGCUGAUCAUACAUUGGAUAUUAGUGAUAUUCUUGCUAUCGUCACCCUCUUUGCACAAUGCUUGAAGUACUUCAGUUCUAUUGGUCCUUUCUUUCAAUCAUUUUCAGAAGCUCGAGGUGCAGCAGCAUCGGUGUUUCGACUUAUUGACGAGGGAAAUGAUGCAAGUAUCAAUGAAAUAGAUGUAUGGAAAGAAGAUACAGAAGCUAUUGAUAAUAUCAAUGGCGAUAUUGAAUUUGACAAUAUCACCUUUAGUUAUCCAUCUCGAAAAGAUGUACCAGUUCUGCGUAAUCUCUCUCUUAUUGCUCGUGCUGGUCAGACAACUGCUCUCGUAGGUUCAAGUGGCUGUGGAAAAAGUACAUGUAUAUCACUUUUUCUUCGUUACUAUGAACCAUCGUCGGGUCGAAUAAUGAUCGAUGGUCGACCAAUAACAGAUUACAAUGUCAAACAACUUCGACAAAACAUUGGAGUUGUUAGUCAAGAACCUAUUCUGUUUGGUAUGAGUAUUUAUGAAAAUAUUCGUUUUGGUAAAGUAAAUGCAACACAAGCAGAAAUUGAACAAGCAGCACAAGAAGCAAAUGCACAUAAUUUCAUCAUGCAAUUACCAGAUAAAUAUGAAGCAUUUGUUGGUGAAUGUGGUAUACAAUUGAGUGGUGGUGAAAAACAACGUAUUGCAUUAGCUCGUGCUCUUAACAAACAGCCUACUUUUCUUUUACUGGAUGAAGCAACAAGUGCACUUGAUAAUGUUAAUGAAAAAAUUGUUCAAGAAGCACUCGAUCAAGCAUGCAAAGGUCGUACAACCAUUGUUAUUGCUCAUCGCUUGACUACAAUUAAAAAUGCUCAUCAUAUAUAUGUAUUAGAUAAUGGAAGUGUGAUUGAGCAAGGUACACAUGAAACAUUAAUGGCAAAAGAAGGAGGCAAAUAUCAAUCAAUGGUUAAACGUCAACAAAUGGAAAGAAUCAAUGAUGAUCAGGAUGAUAUGAUGAGCAUACCAAAAGCGACAGAAGAAGAUAAAAAGUCGAUAUUUGAACGCUGUCGUUUACUUAGCGAUAACCAAACUGCUGAUGUGAACAAACAAAGUUCAAAGCUAUUCAGACGAACAUUUGUCCUUCUAAGACUCUUGUCAAUGAAUAGUCCCGAAUGGAUCACAAUCUUGAUUGGUUGCAUAGCAUGUGUACUUAAUGGAGCAGCUCAACCAUUGUUUGCAUUUUUACUCACCAAACUAGUCGAAGCAUUCAAAUAUUGUUUAACAUCUGAACGACAUCGGCAUGUGUUGAUUACCAGUUUGCUUUUUUUGCUUUUGGGUGUUCUUGUAUGGAUUCUACGUUUCUUUCAAUAUACAGCUUUUGCCAUAGCAGGAUCGAAAUUGACGCAGCGUAUCCGCUCGAAAGCUUUUGCAUGUCUUCUUCGUCAAGAAGUUGCUUAUUUCGAUCGACCUGAAAAUAGUUCUGGUGCGAUUUGCGCUCGUCUAUCGUCUGAUGCAUCAGCUGUUCAAGAGAUGACUGGCACGCGAUUAGGAAUCAUCUGUGAAGCUGUCGCAUUGUCGUUUUUUGGAAUUCUAUUUGGAUGUUUUGUAAGUUGGCAAUUAACAUUGAUUGUUUUUGCUCCUCUGUUUUUCGUAUUCCUAAUCGUCUAUGGCGAAGUGAGUUUACGUUCGUGGAUGACUCAGCAAUCUGGUCUAAUUAAUGGACGAGCAAGCAUGCUUGUUGUUGAAGUUGUUCAUAAUAUGCGUACAGUAAAACAAUUGUCAAUUGAAAAAGAAGUGUUACGACAAUAUUCUGAACUCAUUCAUCAAGUAUUUAUGUUGUUUUGGAAACCUUCAAUAUUAUUUUCAAUAAUAAGUGGUAUAUGCUGGGCACUAGAUGCAUACUCUUCGGCAUUUGUGUAUUGGUGUGCUCUUAAUCUCUUUGAGAAGAACGAACUCACUGCGAACGAUGUCAUAAUGGUGUUUGCUUUUGCUGCUUUUUCGAUGCACUCAUUAGGUGUCAUCCAAAUGAUAUCUAGUUCUAUCGCUGCAUCACUGUCGGCUGCUGACACGUUUUUUGAUUUAUUUGAUCGAAAACCAAUCGUAGACAAUGCAUCGACUGAAGGACAAGAAUUAGUUGACUUUCGCGGAGAGAUAAAAUUCGAUCAAGUUAAGUUCAUCUAUCCAGCUCGGCCAACAUCUGUUAUUCUUAACAAAUUUCAAUUGAAUAUCAAGGGAAGUCAAUGUAUUGCUCUUGUCGGUACAUCCGGAUGUGGAAAAUCAACAAUUAUUCAACUAUUGGAACGAUUCUAUGAUGUUACAAGUGGUCAACUACUUAUUGAUGGCAUUGAUAUUCGACGACUAAAUCUACAUUGGAUUCGUUCUCAAUUCGGUCUUGUCAGUCAAGAACCAAUUUUGUUCGAUUUAACAAUUGCUGAGAAUAUUGCAUAUGGCCUAGAAAAUGUUCCAAUGGAAGGCAUUAUCAAUGCAGCGAGAAAAGCUAAUAUUCAUCGAUUUAUUGAACAAUUACCUCAAGGUUAUGAAACAAAAGUAGGGUUGAAAGGCAGUUUUCUGUCCGGUGGUGAAAAACAACGUAUUGCUAUUGCUCGAGUUCUUCUUCGUCAACCAAAAGUAUUGCUCUUAGAUGAGCCUACAAGUGCCAUGGAUUCGCAUAAUGAACAAAUUGUACAAGAAGCUCUUGAACAAGCUCAAACGGAAGAUUCUAGUCGAACAUCACUCAUUAUUGCUCAUCGUCUUUCAACUAUUUGUUCAUGUGAUUUAAUUUGUGUACUUAAUAGAGGACAUAUAGUAGAGAGUGGUACUCAUACAGAACUGAUACAACAACGUGGUACUUAUUAUAGAAUGCUUGCUCAAAAUAAUUUACAAUGA